ACAAAGCCAACAAAAAUAAAAACAAUUUCAUUUUUCUUGAAAUAAACCACUAAUAAUCGCAAAACAAUGGCUUCUGAUGGCGAGGACAUCAACGUAACACCCGCGGAAUCCUUGGCCUCGGCCACGGACACCGAGGAUGAGGAGAUGGAGCCACCACAAGUGCACUCCGACCUGGAUUCCGAUGAGGAAGAGCAACUGGAAGUGGAGGAGGUGCCAGCGACGGCCGAAGAAGCGGAUAUGGAUGAGCUGCUGCGACAACUGGAGGAUUACACGCCCACUAUUCCGGAUGCCCUGACCAUGAAUGCCCUGAAAUCGGCUGGCUUCUCCACCGUGGACCCCCAAAUAGUGCGCCUCAUCUCGGUGUCCGCCCAGAAGUUCAUCUCCGACAUUGCCAACGAUGCACUGCAGCACUGCAAGACGCGCACCACGAACAUCCAGCACUCCAGCGGGCACAGCUCCAGCAAGGACAAGAAGAACCCCAAGGAUCGCAAGUACACGCUGGCCAUGGAGGAUUUGGUUCCCGCUCUCGCCGAUCAUGGCAUCACCAUGCGCAAGCCACAAUAUUUCGUUUAAGUUUAGUUAUAAUCAUAACAUUUCCCUCAGUUUAAUAGAUAUAAUCUCUUUCAAGAUUUAA
Messenger RNA from Drosophila takahashii, 634 nucleotides. It is a transcript of the gene Taf10, whose product is annotated as TBP-associated factor 10. Gene Ontology annotation, molecular function: RNA polymerase II general transcription initiation factor activity; promoter-specific chromatin binding. Gene Ontology annotation, biological process: transcription initiation at RNA polymerase II promoter. The record is from RefSeq and is a predicted model, not a curated record. Gene Ontology annotation, cellular component: SAGA complex; transcription factor TFIID complex; nucleus. NCBI's taxonomy places the organism in Eukaryota, Metazoa, Arthropoda, Insecta, Diptera, Drosophilidae.